Stylophora pistillata is the source of this 2086-nucleotide messenger RNA. RefSeq lists its product as uncharacterized. Gene Ontology annotation, molecular function: oligosaccharide binding. NCBI's taxonomy places the organism in Eukaryota, Metazoa, Cnidaria, Anthozoa, Scleractinia, Pocilloporidae. The record is from RefSeq and is a predicted model, not a curated record.
UUAAUUACUUCUACUUGUGGGCGAAACCAUUCUCCUUCUGGGCGAAACGAAGUGGACGAAACUCGUUAUGGGCGAAACUCUAUAUAACCUUACAAAUUAUAGACAACCUAAUGUCACUUUCUUAUUUAUUCUUUUUCUAACUCGGGUAGCACUGGUGGCAGUAAGCUGUUAUCAGAUAUCAAAUCGCUCUCUCACUGGCAGACUGAGAAUUCUGUUACAGGCAACUGUAUCAUCUAAAUUCUACAAGCUUGUGGCCAUUAAGGGAGACUGCCCUUCAGAGAGUUGUCAGAAGAUCUCCCUUGAUGUCCACCAAGAUUCUAUGCAAGACACAGAGUUUGUUGGCCAUGUUUUUCACAAGUAUGUUACGUUGAACCCAGUUCAGUGCUAUAUAAGGUGCAUACGCGACUGCCGAUGUUUGUCGAUAAACUACAAGGAAAAUCCACAGAACGACAUCAAAUAUUGCGAGUUAAAUGAAGGAAAUCAUUUCAUCAGCAACAAUGCAUUGGUAAAGUCUCCAGGCUCAAAAUAUUUUGUUCUACGCAAGGAAUAUAGUAAAGUUAAGACUAAUAGCAUCAAUUCUUCAUGCGCCAAUGACGUCAUGUGUACCAAUGGCUGCUGCAAGAACAAUCUGUGUCUCAAUGGAGGAACCUGCAUUGAGAUGUGUGAGCCCUCAAGUGUUCGGUACAACUGUUCCUGUCCUGUACCGUUUGUUGGAAAACACUGUGAGACUCAGCUGAAAAGAAGCUGUCAGGAUUACAAAGCAGCCGGGUCCACUGCCUCUGGAUUGUAUACACUUAACGAUGACAACAGUCAAACCUUCCAGGUGUUCUGUGAUUUUGAUUCAGAGCCUGGGUUCGCUUGGAACCUGAUUGAGUCGUUUAGUUUAUCCAACAAUCAUCGUUUUCAGAAAAACAUUGUGUUUUACGAUGAUUACCAAGCCAUCAGCGGUGAUGCCCCAAAUUGGCAGGCCUACCUCAUCGAACGACCCUACCUCCUUUGGCUCAGAAAUCAGUCGACUCACUGGAGAGCUACUUGUCGAUACAACACAGAUGGUACCGUAUAUACAGAUUACCUGAGAGCCUCGCUUGAAGACUUUGACAUCAUCAGAGACGUACCCACGGUAGUAAAUACCUGUCGACCGUACGAAUAUGUCAACAUCCGGGGAAAUGAAUGCGAGAAUUGCACUGCGGCUACAUGGUAUAAGAAAGGAGUUAUCCGCUUGCACAUAGACAGUUCCUGUUCCUGUGGCUGCGAUUUCGAUGGCAGCAAAACAGACGCGGCCAUUUCAAGCGAGGACAACUUUGGAUAUUACGGUGCUAAAAAUCCCAAAUUCCGUUGUACCUCAAACCAGGCGGAUACGACUCAGUUCUGGAUCGGGAGCAAAUAGUACCGCUGACCAAGCAACAGUAGAAACGAUGGGUCUUAUUUCUUAGCUUUUGAUGACAGACCAUGGCAGACAAUAAACGGUUUUCUUUUUUAUUUUUAUUUUAGUUUUUUGUCGUAAUUUUGAAAUCAAUAAAGUAGACGAAGAGCCAUAGGGUUUUUACAUGAUAUCAUAGAUAGAACAGUGACCAAUUAAUUGAAGAGUCUUUGAAACUGGUGUGGUUUAGAUUCAGCUUUUAAUACACUCAGUUUUAAAAUGGAGCUUGGAAAAAAGAUUAGAAAUGUCUGAGAAAGGCUAAAGCUAUGGCGUAGAUCCACUGAGGUUUUUGUAUUUCAAAUAAUGUUUUAUUACAUAGUCAACUUGAAAACCGCUCCAUUAACAUUGAUGAAAAACUCCAAGUCCUUGAUUUUUUGUAUUUAUAAAUUGUACAAAUUUAACGAUAAUUAAAAACAAUUAAAGUGAAUACAGCUUAUAUGUUAUGAAAAAUAAGUUUAGGAUUUCUAGAGCAUUCUAACUUUUUUUUUUACGUGUGAUUGACUCCUAAAGAUGUUUCUCGUCUGAGUAUUAAAUGAUAUGCUUUUAAUCUACUUUUGUAUUGCAAUUAGUUUCUAGCUCGUUACUUAACAUAAUCAAUUUCUGGCAUUUUUGCUCACUAGCCUCAGCUUCGAAAACUUUGAGUGAAUAAAUAGAUUUUAAAAUGCA